This is a messenger RNA of Pieris macdunnoughi, 426 nucleotides long. The record is from the annotation of a GenBank genome assembly. NCBI's taxonomy places the organism in Eukaryota, Metazoa, Arthropoda, Insecta, Lepidoptera, Pieridae.
AUGAAGAGAUCGUAUAAAAGUAACGAUCACUUUGGAUUCGCUACUUUGACUCAGGCUAAGUUCAGUGAUGCCACAAUACACUUAAGCUUAGAUUUUGAUACAAGUUUACGUACAGCUGAAAGCUCAAAAGCUGUUAGAAAACCAACCUGCUUAAGUUACGAGUGUUACAGAAGACUCUCCGCAACGUUGAUAGCAUUGUUGUCGAUUCACGUCGCUGAUGAAGGACACGCUGUUAAUCCAAGUUGUUCGUGUAUCCGGUUCACGGCUGGGGCGGGCGGCGCAACGCGCGGUACGUUCAGCAGCCCGGACUUUCCUCAUGCAUACCCUCGCGCCCUCUGCCUUCUUUACACAUUCAUCGCGCAACCCCACCAGAUCAUUGAAAUUGUAUUCAGUGAUUUCGACGUGUACAAGGACCAUGUCGAGUAA